This is a messenger RNA of Malassezia globosa CBS 7966, 1107 nucleotides long. RefSeq lists its product as uncharacterized. The record is from RefSeq and is a predicted model, not a curated record. Gene Ontology annotation, biological process: protein phosphorylation; intracellular signal transduction. Lineage: Eukaryota; Fungi; Basidiomycota; Malasseziomycetes; Malasseziales; Malasseziaceae. The transcript has a single exon. Gene Ontology annotation, cellular component: cytoplasm. Gene Ontology annotation, molecular function: protein serine/threonine kinase activity; ATP binding. Bases 1 to 1107 code for a protein of 368 amino acids.
AUGAAGCACGUUCGUGAGACACGCACUCUCACACUCGACUACGACACCGAGACAGGGCACCGCAUGAUCAACCAGUAUGUUGUCGACUCAGAGCUAGGCCGCGGCGUAUUUGGAAGCGUGAAACUUGCGCAUGACGUAUACUCACGCGCGAAUGUCGCCAUCAAAAUCGUGCAGCGAGAGGCCCCACGAAAGCUUGGCGUGCCUUAUACCCCGCGGCAGACAGAUGAGCGAGUGGUGCGUGAGAUUCGUGCUAUGUCACUAUGCCUGCAUCCAAAUGUUGUACAGCUGUUUGAGGUGAUUGAUGAUCCUAUGAGCCGCAAACUCUUCCUCAUCACAGAAUACAUGCAGGGUGGUGAACUUGUGUGGCGCGAUGAGCUAGAACAACCCACACUAUCGCUUACUGAUGCCAGGCGUGUGUUUCGAGAUAUUUUGCACGGUUUGAAUGCACUGCACGAGAAUGGUAUCAUCCAUCGCGACCUCAAGCCAGCCAACAUCCUAUGGACACGCGAUCGGACCAUGGCUAAAAUCAGUGACUUUGGCAGUGCUUACGUGCGCAUGACGCCAUCCUCUGUUGAUGAGCUUUCGAGUGCAACGGAUCCUGUUCUUGCUCGUACUGCCGGCUCACCAGCGUUCUUUGCGCCUGAGCUGUGUUAUGGUGCCUCUGAUGGACCGCCUAUCACGAAGGCCAUCGAUGUAUGGGCACUGGGUGUCACGUUGUAUUGCAUGUUAUUUGGACACGUACCUUUUGAUGCUGAAACGGAGUAUCUACUUCUGGAGUGCAUUGUGCAUGACGAUUAUGCCGUUCCGACCUGUAUGUGCUGUGAUCGUGUAAUUGUGGGGCCACGAGCUCCCCGCUGGGCUCCGUUGUACCCGAAUAGCCAGGAUCUCUGCGGCAGUGGAAGCGGUAACACAUACAGCAAAAGUGCAGGCACAGAUUCGCGCAAUGAGUCUACAAAGCCUGCUGAAACCAAUCGAUCCCACUCGCUCUCGAAUGAAGCGCAUGCAGUUCGUCACUUGCUUGAUGCCCUGCUUGACAAAGAUCCAGCGACACGCAUGACGCUCGAUCGUGCCAUGACACAUCCAUGGCUCGUGGCAGUUUCAUGGUAA